This is a messenger RNA of Lymnaea stagnalis (great pond snail), 24306 nucleotides long. NCBI's taxonomy places the organism in Eukaryota, Metazoa, Mollusca, Gastropoda, Lymnaeidae. The record is from the annotation of a GenBank genome assembly.
CGGAAUUGUCAUUUAAGAAGUUUUAUCAAUUUCAUUGGGAUUUGUAUUUUAUAAUUUCGACAUGGCGUCUGCUGAUUAUUCCUCAGUUUUCUGUUUGAUGGUUCUGUGGUAGAGCAUUUCAUUUAUUUAGUCUUCUCUUCCACUCAUUUAUAAUUUAGGUAACAUAUUAGAGUAACUUGCCCCAAUGCAACCACGAGUCAACUCUUCCUCACAACUUUUUAAUGAUUGGAGAAAAAAAAAAAUUAUUGGUUGCUUAGAGGGCACCAAGUGAAAUCACUGACUUGGCAGUGUUUAGGAGAUGUUCUAGCAGAUAACUAGCAUAAUAAUAGGGAAAAAUGCUUACGUCUGAGUAGCCCCUUAAGCAACCACCUGCCCGCCCUGCAACCAAUGAUUUGCCCUAAGUGCAACCACCUGACCACAGUGCAACCACAAAGGUGCCCUCACUGAAACCAGUUGUGAUUUAAAGCUAAGGAUCUCCCAAUACACUCACACGAUACACACAUAAAAACAUACAUAAAUGUGACACAUAUAGACUAGACUACAACAUUAAAACAAAUAACUCAUGCAUUUUUUCAUGACAUUCAUGGUUGAUUUUUAUUUAAUUCUAACUAAUAAACAAAAUUGCAUUCUGAAAUAGACUCUAGUCUAGACUAGUCUAGUCUAAAUCUAGAUCUAAAUCCUCAAAAUCAUCUUCCGACUCGUCAUCGAAAAUCAUUUGAGACUCAUCAAUGCUUGUAUCUGUUUCAGAAUCAUCCAUUUUGUUUGUCUUUCUCUUCUUCGGCCCUUUCCCUUUUGAAUUGUCUUUCAGCUGUCUUUUCUCUUCCAGUUUCCUCUUUCUGUCUUCUUUUCGCCUUUGGUUUUCUUCCUCCCUCUGUCUUUUUUGUUCUUCUCGUAAUUUUAUUUUCUCUUCCUUUCUUUUUGCUUUCUCUUCUAUAGCCUUUAAUUUCUCUUGUUUCUUUUUUUCUAGGUCUAUUUUUCUUAUGGCCUUUCUUUCUUCUUCUUCUUUUUCUGCCCGGUCUUUGUUUAUCAGAUGGUCAAUGAAUUCUUUUCCACUGAUCAGUGGUGGGAGCUUUUGUUGUGUUCUUCUUCUCAUGGAGCUCUGUUUCAGAACAGGCAAUGACAGUGGAUCCUUUGCAACAUUAGGUGGAGGAUUUUGUCUGCUUGAUUUGGAAUGGUGCAAUAGAAUAUUCCCAUGAUAAAGCUUCCAUAAUCUGUACAAUGGGUCAUCACAGUCAUAACCCUCUUCCAGCCUUUCAUAAUAUAGCCUUAACUCUGACUCUCCAAUCUGUGCACAAAUCAUUGCAAAUUUUUUUAAAUUUGAAGCAAUGUCAGAUGAAGCAUCGGGGCAGGUGCUUGUGCCAGCAAUACAUGGGGGUUCUGCUUCUGAUGAACUAGAAGGCACUGGUACAGGGGCUGGUAUAUGGUCGUCUGACAGAGAGGCUCGUAAAUGUGGGGCUGGUGUAGAACUAGAUGGGUUUUGUGGAGAGGGCAUAAUUGUGAUAGUGGCAUCUGAGAGAGAUAGCAAAGCUGGUGUGUCUUGUCCGGCUGCAGGCUGAUGUUGGGGUGUGGCUGCCCCGUCAGGCACAGUAUGUGUCUGAUUUCCCACUUCCAUGGACAUGCUGGGCAGUACUUUCUGCCAGUUAAUGUUUGUUGGAUCUAAUGGGUAUAACCCACUGAUUUUAAAUGCUUGUUGCGCAAGACUUUUCUGCACUGUUGCCUGGUAAGCUUCUUUAAAUACAUUUGCAAAUGUACGUUUCGUUAUAAUCUCAGCUUCAUUUUGUUUUUUCACAGCCUUCCGCCAUUCUGCCUUCAUUGUUUUGAAAAUGCCCACAUCUAAGGGCUGCAUGAUGUGAGAUGAAUGGGCAGGCAGGGCAUAGAGAAUAAUGUUGUUCUCUUUGCACAGAGUGGCAGCCUGGAUUGACUGGUGACUUAUGUGGCCAUCAACUAAAAGAAGAAUCGGCUUUUUUAGCUGUGCUGUUUGGGGAAGAAAAACCUGCUCCAGCCAAUCAGCAAAUAUGGUCUGAUUGGUCCAUCCAUUUGUUGAUUUUGUAAUGAAGCACUCCUCAAAUACUUCAUUUGGCUUAAAGCCACGGAAUUGAGUACCAGGGUAUAUAAGCAUUGGCCACACAUAGUCCCCUAUGGCAUUGCAGCAAACAAGUGCAGUGAUCAUUGUUUUUUGCUCACUACCUAGCUGGUAAACAAAUUUCGUUCCCAUGAACGUUAAAACCUUUCCGGUCCCAGAAUCAAGACUGAACCCUGAUUCGUCGCAGUUAAAAAUUCGAUUGGGCUCCAGGAAUAUCGAGGCAUCUAUGUCUUUGACUGUUGCAGUUAAUUGAUCAAACCAUUUGAUGAGGGAUUCCUUUGUUACAGCAGCCCGUUGUUUCCCAAGUUUUUGAGCUGUGCGUAGGACUAUUUGUGGAUAUCUCAUUUUAAAAUUUCGAUACCACUUCUCUGUCGGCAUAUUAUUUGGAAAUUUGGAAUUCCGGUUACGGAAAUUUAACAUUUGCUGUAUAAUUGUAAAGAGCUCUUGUUUUGAUUUUCCGAACCCUCUGUCUGCAGAGUCUUUAAUAAAUUUCACUAUCUCCUCCUCUUCAGUUUUGGUGAGAAAGGUUCUCUCUGGUGCACUAUUGAUUCCUCGUCGUCCUGUAACUUUAUUAAUAAAAGUUCCCCAAGGAAUGCCAUAAGCUUCAGCAGCCUUUCUCUUAGGCAUCCCAUUGUCUACAGCUUUUAAAGCUUCCAACAAAGCUUCUUGGGUCCACUUUGGUUUAGAUCUAUUCUUAUUCAUUAUGCUGCUUCUGAGGAAAAAAAAGAUAGAUUGGUUUUAGAAUGGUGCUACCAUAAACAACACAUCAAACAAAAUUCACAAUUUAAAAAAAAAUGGAAACAGCUUAUUAUUUAUUUAAUCAAUAGUUUAUAGAAGCAUAGAUGGAGUCUAGAUAUAAUUUGGUUAUAAAUCUUAAUUAGAUCUUAACCAGACUAGACUAGUAGCACUAUGUAGCAGUAUAUGGUUGCACACAGGGCAACUAAAAAUUUUACCUCCCUCACUGCAACCAUUUUGGUUGCGCAUGUGACAACACACUUAUGUGCCUUGCCCUGAGUGCAACCAACAAGAAAUCAGACUUGUCUAUCGCAUUUAACACAUUUCACAGUGUUUACAGUCUAUUUUAACCUUUACACAACCUCAUUACAACGUUUGCAACUCAUUCACGCCAAAUACUAAGCAUAAAUAACACAGUCAACAACUUACCUUAAAAUUUCACAAACAGAUGUUUUUUUUCCGUCGAACUUUCGCUGUUGAUUCCGGCUUACAAAAUGGCUGUAAAUGAUCCGGAAGUAAAAGAAGCUAAAAGGUAGACCAAAGGGAGUCUACUGAGUAUAUCUUUGUUUUGAUAUAUCGCCUACAUCGAGAGUUAAGUAAAGUGGUUGCUCAAAGGACUGGUUGCACAGGGGGCAAGUUACUCUAUCUGUACUACUGCCAUUGUAGUUUUGAACGGAAUCUACCAGUGAUUUUUACAUAGAUGAACGUUUGAAAUUCAUCUUUUUUUGUGACUACAUAAGACAUAAAUAUAAUAUAUGGUAUCAUAUUAUUAUUAUAAAUAUGAUAUCCAAUAUUUCUAGGUUAAGUUUAAGUCUAGUGUAAGUUGAGUAAGAGUUCGUAGUCAUGAUCAUCAUGAUAGUCAAAGAUGACAAAUCAAAAAAUUUAUUGUCUGAAAACAUGGACCAAAAUAUUUUCCAGAAAAAUGCUAGGCAUAGACUAGGCUUAUCAGAAAUUUGUGUAAUGUAAUUUUAGACAUAUGACAUGAUCUGAAUUUAAUAAAUUUUGUAGACAAAUGUUUUUGUUUUAAAGUCAGAAACUUAUUUUAUAAAAAUAAUGCACCUGUUUUGACUCAGAUCUGAUUAUAGAAUCACACUUUGACCUGCUACUAAACAUUAUUAGUAUAAAUAUAAUUAGUUAUUGAGCUGUCAGUUUCUCAGAAGUUUCUGCUUAUUUAGACUUAGUAUAAAUAAGGGUAGACCAAAUCAAAUAGGCUAUAAAUUGGACAAAUUUAGUGGCAGGGGCGCAGGGCUAAAUUCUAUAACUAUGAUGCUGUGGACAUUGCUAUUUCAGUUCGUUUCUUUUACUUUUCAUGUAUUUGGAAUGUACUUUUUUAAAUCACCACUCACCACUGUCUACGGGACAUAAACUGUCACUGAUAAAGUGUUUAUAAAUUUUGCAUUCUGUUAGAUGGAAAAAAAAAUAUAUAAAUGUUGCUGUUACUAACUUUGUAAAUUUUAAAAUUAUUUCAUGACCAUUUACAUACUUAACUUUUCCCUCACUUAUGUCAUUUCAUAAACAGAAUAAAUUUAUAUCUUAAUAAAGUGUAGGUCUAAUUGUGCAUUAUGGUACCAGCAUAAGGCAACAUAUCCAUCAUUGAAUAGCAAACAUCCAAGGUUGUAAGCAUUCUUUACAACAGAUCAAUGAAAUUUAAUUUUUUUAUUGAAGAAAAUAUUAAGCCUUAAAAUUUGACAGAUGAGCUACUAAAUAUCUAACCUUUUUUACAAUUGGAUGAGAGUAAUGCAAACUGAUGUAUGCAACUUAAAGCUUACACCAAAUAGGAAAAAAAAAAAACUUUUCGAACCUCAGAAACCAUUUUCGCAAUCCUUCUAAGGGCAUUGAUUUUUCUAGUUCCUUUUUGUUAGUACUCAUGCUUCAUACUUAAAAUUGUACUUAAGCUUAGCCCAACUUUACCAGUAAAGUGUAUUCACAACUGGCAACCUUUUGAAAUUUUUAACCUAGUUAUGUCAGCCUGAGGCAUAGUUUUCUAUCUUCCUGUUAAGGCUUUUCUAGGCAAUGGCAAAUAACCAGUUGAGAAGGUCCAAUACUAUAAGUUUUCUAAUGAUUUACAGUAAUUUGAAUCUCACUACUUUGAACUGUCUAGGUUAAAGUUGCUUGAUAUGUUUGAUAUCUUUUCACUUUUAUCUGAUUUAAUUUGGAUAUAUUUAAUUAGUUAAACUUUGAAAUGUUUUAGUAUUACAACAUCCCAAUAAGCAAAAAAAAGUGUAAUAUACAAAUAUAUAAAAUGAAUGUUGAUAGUUUUAUUAAAAUGCAUUAAGUAGUAGCGAUUUUUUUUUUUUACAUUUAGUAUUUAGUUAUCACAAUGUUUGUGGUCAUUUGUGGCUAAAAAUAAAAUCGUUGUUUGCCCAUAACAAAUUUCUGUCAUGGAUCUGACAUGUAUAAUAUGCUCACUUAAGAUUAUAAAGAUUGCUUAAAUCAAUUAUUUAACAUGACUCUUGCUAAAUUUGCUAAAUAAUGGAUAUUCUCAAUCACCAUUCCUUCAGUGGCAAGCCAUAAUUUUAUUUUUAUGAUAGUAAAACUUGAUUUAGUUAAAUUAUCAAAUGGAAGUUGUCCACAGCAUUGUUAAUUAUAAUAUGUAAAUUAUAUAGAAUUAGUAAUACAUUAUAUUUUCAAAUUUCAAUUAUAUAUAUUUUUAAUACAUUUUAAAUAGCGUUUUAAAUUUAAUUUUUUUAGAUUAUUCUAAUAUUUCAAGAUGCAAAGACGGAUUGAUGAACCUCAGGUAUGCUUGUUUUUUUAUUUGAAAUAAUUCAAGGGAUUUUGGGUAAAAAUUGAAUAAAAAUAUUACUUUUGGUGGUUUAUAUAAUUUAUUUUGCAUACAUCAACAGACAUCCUGUUAAUAAUACAAACUAAUUCUACUGGAGUCCAUUUUAUGUAAUUAUUAUGCUAGCAGAAAAAGUGAAAAAAUAAAAGAAAAUUACAGUUUUCAAAAUCCUAUUGCACUUCAUCCAUUUCCGGUAUAACAAAAAAAAAACAACAAACAAACAAAAAUACAAGUUUUAAUGUUUUUGUUAAUUCAUUUUGUCAGACCAUCAUAAUGUUUCGCUAUUCAUUUAAAAGGGAGCCAGAUGUUGAAAUUAUCUGGCUGUACUGCCUGCCUUUAGCCAUUAGCUCAAUUAAGAAGGAGCAAGAUAUUUAAAUUAUUUGUCUGCACCGUCUGCCUUAAGCCAUUAACUCAUUACUCGUUAAGUGAUGGCAAGAUAUUUAAAUUAUCCAUCUGCUCCACAUGCUGCCUUAAGCCAUUAUGGCUGGGUGAGGGGAUUCAAAAUAACUAAGACUUCUUCUUUAAAACACUUUUUUUUAAAAGUGGCAGGCUAACUCUAGCCAUAUGACAUUUUUCCGUGUCCUUUAUGUCGGUGACCUGACGUUGAUUUAGUCUUUGUUUUGUCAUGUUUUUCCUUUGUGGAUGUAAUGAGAAGUUAAAUAUAUUAUGUAUUAAUCAUGAUUUUUUAAAAUAUUUAAUUUACAGAGAAGGAUGAAUCCUAAUGAGCAAUAUCCUCCCAGAGUGAUACCAACAGGUGGACCACGUUUUGGAGAUGUAAACGACAGUGGACUCUCAACUGGAUUGACCUUUCCAAUUUCUGGAUACCAGUUAGUGUUUUUUCCAACAUCAUCUCAGUGCUAUAUAAUAAAUAUAAUGUGUUGAAAUAUUUUUGUGUUUUAUAUUGUCUUUUUUUUAAAAUUUUGUUCCAGAAUCAAUCAACCAGGGUCACACCACGGACCAGUUCCAGGGUCUUUGUCACAUGCUGUUGGAAUAGGGGCAUCUGGACAAGUAGGUGGCGCUAACCCUCAAUCACUCCACAACCAGGCAGGACCUGGACACCAGGCUAGUUUGUCUGCCAGUCAAGUUAAUCAGGUUGGGGUGCUUUUCAAUAAAAAUUUCAUUAACUUAGUUCAUCAAACACUUAGUUAUUCUUAAAGUAUUAAGCUUAAAUACGUAGUUAUUGUCAGAGUUCUUGAAUCACAAUUGUAUUGUAAUAAAUUCAAGUUUAUUUUAAAUAAUCACAAUGUAUUUAUUUUACACAAGUACACAAAUGAACUGUUGUGAUAUUUUUAUAGGGUGUUGAUUAGUAACAGCUCUGAUCUGAAGGAGACAACAAAAAUUAGUAGAGCAUCCUGCCAUUAAAUAAAGGUUUUACUUUUGUAAGCAUAAAUUUUAUGAAAUAGCAAUGUAAAAAAACUAAAAUCAUAAUGGUGCAGGAUUCUAUAGAAAAUUUAAUGAGACUAAUCUGUUUUAAAAUAUUUUAAACUACUAGUCCAUGUUGGGGCCACCAUUAUCUGGCGGACAACAACAGCAGCAGCAGCAAUGCCAACGUCUGAAGGUGGAAGAUGCCCUGUCUUAUUUGGACCAGGUGAAACUGCAGUUUGGUAAUCAACCCCAGGUCUAUAAUGACUUUCUGGAUAUAAUGAAGGAAUUCAAAUCCCAAACGUGAGUGUCAAAAGUUUAUUUUCACUGCCUGAAUCAUCUAUGCUUUUUAUUUUAUAAUUUUCAACUUUACUUUUGGAAUACUAACAUCUUCAGCGUCUUUACAAUUACAAUAAAGUGUUGUUUUUUAAAUUUUUCUAACAGCAUUGAUACUCCUGGAGUCAUUAAUAGGGUGUCUAACUUAUUUAAUGGUCACCGAGACUUGAUUGUGGGAUUCAACACAUUCCUACCUCCUGGCUACAAGAUCGAGGUUCAAUGUGAGACCAUAAAUGUCCACCAGCCUGGUCAGCAGGUCAUGUCCAUUGCAGCUCUUGCCCAGUCACAAGCUGUUUCUAAUGUCAACAGGGUGAGUAACAGUUUCUUAAGCUGUGUAAGAAUCGGCAUGCAAAGUUUGUGUUAUCUCAACGAUGUUUGUAUUAUUCUAACAAAUUUUUUUUUAAAAUUAGGAUAGUAUUGCUGGGUUAAAUAUUUUGCAAUGGUUGCAUAUAAAGUUUACUGCACUGUGGGGAAAUUGUUACUUUGAAAAAGCCACUGUUACAAAAAGUGUUCAUCAGCAAAACCCAGCAUAAAAAAUAAUUAUUCUCUAGGCAAGCAUGUAUGGCUGUAAUGAUGUGUUCACCAGGCACACAAAAUAACAUUCCCAGAAGUUAGAACUAAUUGGUGCGUUUUUACAAUGUGCUUUGCUUGAAUGCAUGAUUUGUCAAGUAACUUAAUCAGAUGGGAAGGUCAGCACUGCCACAACCAGACAGUUUAUUUCUAGUAGUUAGUAUUAAAAGAAAAUUAUUUUGAAUGCUAAAAUCUCUUUUAACUGUACUAAACCGACUCAUUCUCACACCCCCUCUGACUGAUAAACAAUGCUCAAUUCUGCUGGGUGCUGUCCAUGGCUAGACAGGGGUAGAUAGUACUUCGGUGGUGAGGUCAAGCUUUUCACCUAUUGUUGUUUUUAAAUGUAAACGUUUCUGUAAUUGCUAAUUUUUAUAUGAAGCACAGUGAGCCUAGCCCUAGGGUGGAGUACUGCACUAUAUAAAACCACUUAAUAAUAAUAAUAAAAUAGUGACCUUUCUUUAUUUGUCCAUUUAUAGCAAAAAUCUGGCAUGUCUAUCUGGGAUGUGGCUUUGGCGUCACAAGUGAGUAUUUUUAUUGUCAGCCCUUAAUUUCAUUGACAUUAUAUUUAAUUUAUAUAAUUUAUUAUUGUUAAUUUUACACAUCAUGAAAUAUAUAUAUAUAUUCACAUUAAUUUAAAUGCCAAGUCAUUCCCUGUUUAAGAGUUUAGAAGCUUUACAUACUUUGAUGUGACGGUUGCCAACCUUAUUGAAUUCACUGCCCUAGGACCUUUCAAAAUGUAUCACACCGGGUUACUCCCCAAUAGUAUGAUACUUGAUUAUAAAAUUCUAGUGUUUGCUACCAACCAUUUUAGGCGUCUCUCAAUCAACAAUUUUUAUAUCAAAAGUCAACCUAUUCCGAAUUGCAGCAGAAGACUGGCCCAGUCCAUCAUUCUACACUGUCUGCGCCAUCUGCGUCUCCAGCAGCAGAUCACAGGUCAUACCACCAGUCACCACGUCCUCAAGCUGAACCUGCACCACCCACUGGUCCAUCACUGUCACAACAACAACAGCAGCAGCAGCAACAACAACCUCAGCAGCAACAAGGUGGACAGCCUGUUGAGUUUAACCAUGCUAUUAAUUAUGUAAAUAAAAUAAAGGUCAGUUCAAUAAUGUAGCGUUAUGUUGUUGCUUUUUCAUUUUUUUCUAUGUACAUUAUUAUUAAAAUUACGUAUUUAUUUCUGGAAAGAAAUUAGAUGUGGUUAUGUGUAAAUUAAAGACUUUGUUGCAAUGUUUGAUGACGGUAUUGAAUUCACUGUUAUAGUCAAUGGAUACCUAUUUUAUUUAAAGCCAAUUACACAUCUGGUUUUAUUUAAUAAAUUAUAAUUAUUAAAUCUUUAUCUAUUAAAAUAUAUAAACAUCUGAACUUAUUUAUUAAUGAUUACUGCAAUUGAGAACUGAAUCCUAUGGUGUUAGAAAUUAAAGUGGUGAAUGGUUUAAUCAUUUUUAUGGAUAAUAAAAUGAAAAAAUGCCUCUUUGCAGAAUCGUUUUCAAGGACAACCUGAUAUCUACAAACAAUUCCUGGAGAUUUUGCACACUUAUCAGAAAGAACAGAGGCUCACACGUGAUGUAACGUUAUUAUUUUUAUAUUAUAUUACAUUUUGGGGAUUUCCAUGAAAUUUCAAAGACUUGUUCGUAGAAUAUUAAUACAAUAUUUGGGUUUUUAUUAACUUCAAAUGACACAUUGUUUUUCCAUAUAGUCUAUUAAUUUAAAAGUAAAUGUUCGAAUCUUUAAAGAUUUUAUAAACAUAGAAAUUUUCCAAAAAUCAUAAAAUUAAUGUGCAUGUGACUAAAUAAAGACAAAGUUCCUACUUUAUAUGCAAAUAUUUAAUUUUUUAAAUCCAACGGUUGUUCUUCCCGUCUUAUAGCAAGGUGGAGCUGUUGGACCCAGCAAGCCACUCACUGAGAGUGAAGUGUACCAGCAAGUGGCCAAUUUAUUCAAACAUCAAGAGGACUUAUUGGCUGAAUUUGGUCAGUUUCUCCCUGAUGCUAAUGGGGCCUCCAGUUAUGGUGUUGCAUCAUUUGUAAGUAUAAUUUUUUUUCCAUUUUUAUUAUUCAUUUUCAAACAAAGGGAAAUUUGUCAAUUUAAUUGUUUCUUCCAAAAAAUUGAUUUUGAAUUGUUUCCAUUUGGCUUAUAAUUUUUGCUCAAUUCCAACUUUUAAGGCUGAUUCUGCUCUGGGAGUGCGUAAUGACCACUCCACAGCUGUGAAAAAGCCAGGCUAUUCCAGUGGGAAAACCCAAACGAAUAAAGCAGGAGCCAACGUGAAGAGACCUGCAGGUGCUGCAUCUACAGCUGCUGUACCAACUUUCCAGCCCCCCGUUAAGGUUGCUAUUUGUUUUAUUCUUGUACACUUCAGUUUAUUUUUUUCAUGGAUAUCUUAUACACGCUUUUCAAUCAUUUUUAUUUUUACAAUUAUUUUAUCUUAUGCAUGAAGGCCCUAUACAAAAUUUUUUACAACUUUUUUUUUUUUUUUUGAUAUUUACUGGACAAAUUUUUCAGGCAAUUAUUUUUUUUGAAUUUUUUUUUAUUUUAUCUUUUGCAUGAAGGCCCUAUACAAUAUUUUUUACCACUUUUUUUUUUUUUUGUGAUAUGUACUGGACAAAUUUGUCAGGCAAUUAAUUUAUUUGAAUUUUCUUUUAUUCUAGAAGAAAGGUGUUCCAAAAGACUUCAGCUUGGCUGAUGCAAGCAAAACUGGAACUCUCACUGAGUAUGCAUUCUUUGACAAGGUAAGCUUAUUUGUUUGUUUCAUGCUGUCCUUUUUUUUUAACAAUGUGACAUAUUUAAGAUGAAGCACUUGAACCUGAUGUUAAUUUACUCAGACCUGACAUUUUUUUUUUUCAUCAGGUGCGUAAAGCUUUACGACACCAAGAAGUUUAUGACAACUUCCUUCGCUCUAUUGUUCUGUUCAACCAAGAAAUUGUCACCAAGCAGGAACUUGUUACGCUUGUCAGCUUUUUCUUGUCGUAAGUUAUUUGGGUGUUGAUAGCGUGUCAGAAAUUGCCAAGGUCCUAAUAACUUUUCAAAUGUUGUUGUGUCAGUCUAGUUUACAGAAGACAAGCCAAGAUUGACUUUUUGAUGGUUGAUAUUCAUUGAUAAUUAAACUUAAUCAUUGAAUGUAUCUCAUAUUCCUGCAGAAAAUUCCCAGACCUUUUCAGAGAAUUCAAAGAUCUGCUCGGUGUGAAUGAGCAGGGUGGUGGAGUGGAGGCUGUACCCCAUGGGGCUGCUCAGAAAGAAAGAAUAAGUGGGGAGCUUGCAAUGGAAAUAGGUAUGCAUUGUAAUUAAUGCCCAUGGGCAAUCAUCUGAACUUUGUAUUAUAGAAAACAUGCACAAUGAAAAUGUUGCAUUCUUCUUUUUUUUUUUUUCCCCUCUGUAAGUUCUUUUUUUCCUUUGCUGCAGAUUUUACAACAUGCAAGCGAUAUGGUGCAAGUUACCGUGGCAUACCCAGCAAGUUUGUUCCUCCAAAAUGCAGUGGGCGCACAGUAUUGUGCAGAGAGGUAAGCUUCAAAUUGCAAACUUAAUUACAUAAAAAUGAAUGUUAUUAACUAAAAACUGUUGUUUUUUUUUAAAUUAUUAUUAUAUUUUUUUAAAUUUAAUGCUGCUUCAACUUUUGUUACAGGUUCUCAAUGACACUUGGGUGUCAUUUCCUACCUGGUCUGAAGAUUCUUCUUUUGUAACAUCUCGUAAAACUCAGUAUGAAGAAAAUAUCUACAAAUGUGAAGAUGAGAGAUUUGAGGUAGGAGGCUUUUUUUUUGUUCCCCUAAUUUUUGUUUUCAUUACACAAAUAGCCUAAGUUAAUUUAAAUUUACAUAUUUUUUUUUUCAUUUUUUUUUUCAUUUUUCUUUUUUUAAACUAGAUUAUUACUUAUAUUUUUACAUAAUGCUUUUAGAUAAAAACUAAUUAUGCAGUUCAAAUUUUUCUUCAAGCUUGACUAUGUAAUUGAGACCAACUUCUCCACAAUUAAGUCACUGGAAGCAGUUCUAAAAAAGAUGAACAGGAUGCCCCAAGAAGAAGCUGCAAAAUUUCGGCUGGACAACACAUUGGGUGGUACAUCAGAGUGCAUCAAUCGUAACUCUAUUCAUAGGUAUGAGCAGUCAGCAUUUGCUUGACAUAAUUUUCAAAACGUAACUUAGAUAAUUACAUCUCUUAGCAUCAGUUAAUGUGCAUAUUUCUUUUAUUCCUGUAUUAUGUUUUAGAUAUAACCUUUUGCUAUCCUGAAAAGUAAAAUUUUAAUUAACCUUGUAUUAUGUGUUUCCUGUUUUGUCUGGAACUACUCCAUGAAGCUUUUUAUGUAUUCUUUACAUAUACUGGUUAUUUUUUUCUCUCCUUCACAGAAUAUAUGGAGAUAAGGCUAGUGACAUUAUUGAAGGUCUGAAGAAAAAUCCUGUUGUAGCUGUGCCUUUAGUGCUGAGAAGGUACAUGUUUCUUUCUAUCUCACUGAAGUAGAUGUACCUUGUGUGGCUUUUAAAAAAAAAAGUUAAUAGGUAGUUGUGAACCUUAUGUUUUCUGAUUAACAAGUGUAAUUUGAAGUAUAAUGUCAAGUGAGAACCCACCCACUCACACCCCACAUACACAGUAGUGAAAAAGCAACUGACACGGUAACCAACUUACAUCUCCAGGCUCAAGGCAAAAGAUGAAGAGUGGAGAGAAGCACAAAAGCAAUUUAACAAAUUGUGGAAAGAGCAAAAUGAAAAAUUCUACCUCAAAUCUCUGGAUCACCAGUGUGCCAACUUCAAGCAACAUGACAUUAAAGCAAUUAGGGGGAAGUCACUCCUUAAUCAAAUUGAGACCAUCUACGAUGAGGUGAGUCAGGUUGUUUUACAAUUAGUUCAAUACCAUAAGUAGUAAAUGUGUUUUAAAAAGGUUUGUUGAUGGUGUAGUAUUAAAAUUCUUAUCUUUAAAAAAGAGUCCAGAGAUGUAUGAAAGUAAUUAAUGCUUUAAUGUGUAACGUACUGCAUUGGAACAGCCAUUUUAUCUAAGCUUUUUAGUCUUCAUCUUUUAAAAUUCUUUAUACAUCAUUAUUAUGUUACUGAUAAAAUACUGGUUUGUUAUGCUCUUGCAGAGAGCUGAUAGCGAAGAAGCCCCUCCACAGGGCCCAAUGCUUACUUUUGUUUAUGAUGACCGUUCAUUAAUUGAGGAUGCUGGUAACCUGAUCAUUCAUCAUGUCAAAAGACAAACUGGUCAGUUGCAGUCACCUUCAUUAUUUAGUUGUAAAUGGAUGCUCACCUGCUGAAGUCCUUGCUAAUUUCGUUAGUGAGCUGUUAUAACGAUUCAGCAGCUGAAAAAUAUAAAAAUAUUUUUAAUUUGUAUUUAAUGUCAGUAUUGAUGUUGGUAUACAAUGAAUGUCAGUAAUGAUUCUGGUAUAUAAACUUCCCUCCGUAGGUGUUGACAAAGAAGCUAAAACAAGAAUCAAACAGCUGGUGAAACACUUUGUCCCUGACCUGUUCUUUGCCCCAAGAGGGGAACUCAGCGAUGAUGACGGAGAUUUAAACGAAGGUAAAUUUAUUUGUAUAUGUAUUUAUGUGUGCUCUAGUACAGUGUAACAUAGCUAUAAUUUGAAUCAGGCUAUAAUGAUGGCUCGGCAUAACUUUAGAAAUUUCGUAUAUUCAUUCGCCCAUGAAUAUUUUUUCUUAAAAAUUACACCUACACAAAAAACAACAACCAAAGAGUAUAAAAAAUAUAAAUUCACAUUCAACACAAUCACAAAUCCUCUAUUCCAAUUUCAACACCACAUAACUCACUAACCUCAAAGAGAUUUGAAAAUCCAGUUGUUUUUAUUAAAUCUCAUAUUUUCCAACUUUAAUGUGAAACUAUUUUAUGUACCCCAAUUAUCAUGUACUAGUGGGGUUCCACUGUAUAAGAGACUAUUAAUAUUUAAGAAAUUUUCUGAAUUGCUGAAACAAAUUUUUAAAAAUUUAAUGAUAAAAUUAUGAAUCUAUAUUAAGAUUUUUAAAAAUUCUUUUGUUAGAUAUGGAUAUUGAUGAUGAAGAAUCUACAGUGAAUGUUCAUCGAACAUCUGAGAAUAGCAAGAGGGCUAAAGAAAAGGCAGCCCAAGAUGAGGAGAACAAGAAGAAGAAAGUUAAUGGGGUCAAGGCUGAGCCAGAAGAUACCAAUAAAAGUGGGAAGAAAGAUGAUGACAACAUGGAUGUAGAUAAGCCAGAGAAGGUUGGAGGAGCUGCUGCUGGAGUAGAUAAUGAUGAUGAUCAUGUGAGUGAUUGAUGUGUUUUAAUAUUUCAUUCUAAUAUAUAGUUAAAAUGUCCACAAAUUCUAGUACCUUUUUUACUUUGAUUUUUUGCCUGAUUUUUCAAAAUCUUUCCACACACCUGUGAAUUAUGGUUCCCGUAUAAUCACGGCAAGAUUUAAGACAAAAAAACGAAAAAUCAAUAUGGACAUCCUACAGGUGUACGCUCCUACCAACGAUAGUAAAGAAGAGGACAAAGAGGAUUUCUACAACAGACUGCGAACCCUGGUCCAAAGGUGUCCUAAGAGCAAUAUGGUUAUACUCAUGGGCGACCUAAAUGCGAAAAUAGGCAGCAACAAUAAAGGCUAUGAAGAAUGCAUGGGAACACAUGGUAUGGGAGAGAUGAAUGAAAAUGGUGAAAGACUAGCAGAUCUAUGUGCUACAAUUGGACUAGUCAUCGGAGGAAGCCUCUUCAUGCAUAGAAAUAUCCACAAGGCCACAUGGAUUUCACCAGAUAUGUCAACGGCUAACCAAAUUGACCAUUUCUGUAUUUGCAAUAAGUUUAGACGGUCGCUCCAAGAUGUUAGGGUAAAAAGAGGGGCAGAUGUAGCCUCAGACCAUCAUCUAAUUAUUGCCAAAUUAAGGCUGAAACUGAAAAAGAACUGGACAAGCGAGGGAAGCAAGCGCCAACAUUUUAACAUCAACCUCUUGAAAGAUGAGUCCAAGCUAAAGGAGUUUAAACUUACCAUCUCCAAUAAGUUCCAGAUCUUACAGGAACUAGGCAAUGAAGAAACAAUUGACAAAAACUGGAAAGAAAUCAAAGAGAUAUUCACGACUACCUGUGAAGAAGUGUUGGGCCCUAGGCAACAAACGCAUAAAGAAUGGAUUUCGGCUGAAACCAUGGAAAAAAUCCAAUAUAGGAGAAAGAAGAAGGCAAAUCUAAACAAUAGCCGCACCAGAACCGAAAAGGCCAGAGCAUCAACAGAAUACUCAGAAGCAAAUAAAGAAGUUAAACGUAGUAUAAGGACAGAUAAAAAGAACUACAUAGAAGGAUUAGCAAGUGAAGCAGAGGAGGCUGCGUACCAUGGAAACACAAGAGAAUUAUUCAGUACAAUCAAAAAGUUAUCUGGAAAGUUCAACAAUCCAGUGAGACCAGUUAAAACUAAAGAUGGGAAAUCAAUACCUGAUGAAGAGGGUCAGAAAAAAAGAUGGAUAGAACAUUUUGAAGAACUCCUCAACCGGCCAGCACCACAACACACACUCAACAUAGAGCCAGCGGAAAAAGAUCUAGAAAUAGAGUGCAGCACACCCACAAAGCAAGAAAUAUGCAGAGCAAUUAAACAACUAAAGAAAGGCAAGGCGGCAGGUCCUGACAGAAUACCGACAGAAGCCUUGACAGCAGAUAUUACGUCUAGCACUGAAAUGCUACACACACUAUUCAAGAAAAUAUGGGAGGAGGAACAGAUACCGGCUGAAUGGAAAGAAGGACACCUCGUUAAGCUCCCGAAGAAAGGAGACCUUAGUUCUUGUUCUAACUAUAGGGGAAUAACCCUGCUGUCGAUCCCAAGCAAAGUAUUCAACAGAAUGCUGCUAAACAGAAUGAGGGAGGCAAUAGACAUCAAUCUUAGGGACCAACAAGCAGGGUUCAGAAAAGACAGAUCCUGCACAGACCAGAUUGCCACACUGAGAAUUAUUGUGGAACAAUCUCUGGAGUGGAACUCGUCACUAUACGUCAACUUCAUUGACUAUGAGAAGGCUUUUGACAGUGUCGACAGACAGACUCUGUGGAAGCUGCUUAGACACUACGGGGUACCACAAAAAUUGACAGACAUAAUUAAGGCUUCUUACGAAGGACUAUCGUGCAGAAUUGUCCACGGCCAGCAAACAACGGCGGCUUUUGAGGUACAGACCGGUGUCAGACAGGGGUGUCUGCUCUCGCCUUUCCUAUUCCUGCUGACCAUUGAUUGGAUAAUGAAAAUGUCUACAGAGCAGAAGAGAAAUGGUAUUCAGUGGACACUAUGGAAACAACUUGAUGACCUGGAUUUUGCGGAUGAUCUGGCCCUAGUAUCACACACACAGCAACAGAUGCAAGAGAAAACCAAUUAUGUAGCACAGUACUCUGCUUGCAUCGGCCUGAACAUCCACAGAGGAAAAAGCAAAGUCCUUAAAAUAAAUACAUCAAGCAACACACCUAUAGCACUGGAAGGAACAAACCUUGAGGAGGUGGAUAGCUUUACAUACCUCGGCAGCAUCAUUGACAUACAAGGAGGGACAGACGCCGACAUAAGAGUGAGAGUUGGUAAGGCAAGAGCGGCAUUUAACCAGCUAAAAAAGGUCUGGAGCUGCAGCAAUUUGACCCUCCAGACCAAGGUCAAGGUAUUCAACACCACAGUGAAACCUGUCUUGCUAUAUGGGGCAGAAACAUGGCGAACAACAGCAGCUGGUUCAAAAAAGCUACAGACCUUUAUCAACUCAUGUCUCCGAACGAUUUUACGAAUCCGCUGGCCCACCGUCAUCACCAACGAGGAUCUCUGGCGGCGCACACAACAAGAACCAGUGGAAGAGUUAAUCUGCCAGCGCAGAUGGAGAUGGAUUGGCCACACCCUCAGAAAGCCCGCAUCAAGUAUCACGAGACAAGCCCUGACUUGGAACCCCCAGGGUAAGAGAAAAAGAGGUCGACCCAAAACAACUUGGAGAAGGGAACUGGAGGCAGACAUCAAAAAGAGUGGGCACAACUGGGGACAGUUGGAGAGACUUGCCCAAGACCGGGAUGCCUGGAGAGCCUUUGUUUGUGGCCUAUGCCCCAGACGGGACGACAGGCGAUGAUGAUGAUGAUGAUGCUGUAAUAUGUCUGUCAAACAUUUACAUUUACCAUUCUUGUAAAUAGCAGUUGAAAUUUCACACCACCAACCAACUUCUUGUAUGAAUUAAAAUAAAACAUUAGAAAACACAAUAUCCUAUGAAUGUUUGAGUGAUAUUUACAGAAUAAAUAAACGAACAGAGAGUCAUUAAUAAUAUCUAUCAAAAUACUUUUCUGCUAUGCUAAAAAUUCCAUGAUAAUCUGGUUUUUAAAAAUUAAAAAAAAACGUGAUUCAAAUUUCGUUUUGUUCCUCAGCCUUUUUCAUGUGUUGGUUUACAAAUAUUGAUUAUAAUUUUUUUAAUACAUUUUCUUUAAAAACUUGACCAUUUCUUUUUUUUCAGGAUAGAUACACCCUCUUCUACUGUAACUCCACCUGGUACAUAUUUCUACGUCUGCACCAAAUCCUCUGUGCCCGUCUGCUCAAGGCGUACUCCCUGACCCAAAAGUUGAUUCAGGAAGAAGCCAUCACCAAGAAGGAGAGAAAGGAGUCUGUGGCAAUGGCCUUGCGUUUACGUUCACCAUGUGAGGAUUGUUUUCAUCAUCUAUUCUUUUUGUAAUAGUUAAAAGUUGAUCUACAUUUCCUCACCUCAAAUGUGUGGUUUCUUGUACAGUGUGGUGCAGAGUAAUAUUCUGUGUUCCUAAAUAAGAUCUCAUAAACUUAUUUCAAAGGCUAAACCAGAGGCUAUUUGACUGAGAGAAUUAGUAAAAAAAUAAAAAGACUAUCAUAAACAAGGCAGAUACAUGUUUUUUAAAAACUAUAAAUCUCAAGAACAGAAGAUAACUUUUGAUUAAAGAAAACAAAAAGACUUCUCCAUAGUUUUGGUGUGUUUCAUAUUGUGAGAGAAUUUUUAAAUAGAAUAAGAUAAUUAUUUUUCAGUUGAUUUGUAUUGUUUACUUUCAACCAAAAAAUUAAAAUCUUUGUGAGUUUAUAGGUUAUAUAUGGUCAGCCUACCAUGUGAUGCAUCUGUUUCAUUUCAGUGGAUGUCGAUGUAGAAGACUACUAUUCUUAUUUCCUUGACAUGAUUCGAGCUGUUUUAGAUGGCAACAUGGAAUCUAGUCAGUAUGAAGAUACCAUGAGAGAAAUGUUUGGGAUUGAAGCCUAUCAGCUCUUUACAAUGGAUAAAGUUGUGCAAAAUAUUGUGAGACAGGUAAAUUGUCUACCUGGUUUUAUUCUUAUUUCUUUUUUAUUUAAAUUUAAUUGGUUUUUUUUUAAAAUUGUUUUUCAAACAUCAGAAUUAACACAGCAACAAUAGCUCUUGUGGUACAUUUUCUUUCAUUCCUUCACAGUAGGACAAGUUUAAGAACACUGAAUGUUGAAGUUUAAAGGUUUGCUUUAAGUUUAAGUCUUGAAACUAUAUAUUCUUUAAAUCUCUUUAAACCAUUUUUUUUUGUCAGUUUCAUAAAGGAAUUAUAAAAAAUUAAUGUGGAUAAAAAAAAUUCUGUCCAGGUGCAGCAUCUAGUUAUGGACGACAUGCCCUCAAGACUAACCAAACUGUUUGAAGAACAGAAAGAGAAGGGAGGAGCUGGGGGCAGGUGGGCUACUCGUCAUCAGAGGAGUAUGUUGGAGCAAGCAUACCUGAGGCAGGCAGAGCUGAUACUGGUGGAUGAUAACCCUUUCCAAUUUGUCAUUGUAAGUACUUCUCCAAAGUCAUCCAUUAUUCGGUUGGGGUACAGAAUUUGAACAGACUCUUUUAAUCAAGGUUAAUUUUGGUAAUUCAUCGGGUUAAUUAUACAUUUUCUAACCUAAACAAUAUUUUUUGUUGUCAAAAGUACAUUGCUGUGCCAAAGAAUUGAUAUGAUAACUAUUUAGUUUGUAGUCUCAAAUUUCUUUUUACUUAGCAGGGCUGAAAUCAUGUUAAAUUAACUGUAUUCCCAAUAUAUAAAGUGUUUAUCUAUUGUAUUUAUAUUGAACAGAGGAGUCUCACAGCUCAGAUGGAAAUUGACAUGCUGGACCCACCACCAGAAUCCAAUGAUUCGGUCAAGGAAACGAGUGCCUGGUCUACUUACAUCAAUGAGUAUGCUGCUGCCAAGAAGAAUGAAGAAUAUAUACACAGAGUAGGACACAGUCGACCCAUUUAUCUUGUCAGGUGUGGCCAACGUACACAUUCAACUAUUUGGAUACUUGUACAUGUUCAUUAACUGUAAUUGCCAUGCUCAAUGCUGAUGGCAAGGGUUAAAGUCAGGGGAUGACUAUACUAUACAAUAAUUUUUUGUUUGAACUGAAUUUUAGAUUUAGGAGCCAGAAAAUAUUUUCAGGAACUGUGGCAAACGGGUUCACUGUAUUACUCCUACCCCUGGUUAAGAAAAAAAAUUGUGGUGUAAGAAAAAUUAAUUUGUUUCAAAGGACCAAGCAUCAACUUAGUUUGAUAAGAUUCUGUUUAAUUCAUUGCAUGUACCUGUAUAAACAGACUGAAGUUGAUUUUGAUACAAUCAAAGACAUUUAAAAUUUGGCCUGAGAAAUGAUUACAUCUCUGUAAAAUAGAGCAGGAUGAUCAUGAAAAAAAAAAUAUUUCAUUGAUGUUAAUUCUGUUUUGUGCACCAUUGUGUUAAGAAAGAAAAAAAAUGUAUAGACCAGUAUUUUCUGGAAAUUUAAAAAAAAAUAUAUAACUUACUUUAAAAGUAUUCAGAGCUGCUAUAAGCAUAUUAGGACUGAUUUGAAUGUGUUUUUAUAUUUUGUCAGAAAUAAGAAAAAGAACCCAGACUGGGAUUAUUUCAAGAAGCAGCAUGAAGUCAAGGAGGAGGAGGAGGAUGACGGUGAAGAUGACGAGGAUGGUGAAGAUGAGAAAGACAAUGAGGAGAAGAAGGUGGACAAUAAGCAAAGCAGGGCAGAAAGAGAGAAUGGUGUUAAAGGUAAGGAUCCCUUCAUUUUUUUAUAUAUCAUCAACUCUCAAUGCAAGAUCUGUAAUAAAAUGCAGACUUGGAAUUCAUUUCUUAAAUGUAUCCAUUACUUUUUUUUUUUAAUUAAUUUUCAAUUUUUAAAAAAAACUAAACCCUUAAAACUAUUAAGUGUUUGUUGACAUAGUUGGUUUACAAUAAAAAUGGACAAAUCAGAAUCUAGUCAGGACUCAAGAGCUUUCCUUGGCAUAAAUAUCUCCAACUGACAAUGCCACUCUUAAAUCUCCAGAUGAAACUGGUGGGGAUAAAACUGGGGCCCCGCCCACCACUACAGUCACAGAUGAUUAUGAUGAUGAGAACAUUGACGACGCUGCGGCCUUAGCUAGAGCCAGCAGGACACCCAAUGGUGGGGAUGAUGAUGACGACGAUGAUGACAAACGAGGAGGCGCAGAGAGUGACGGGGGACUGGGAGACGAUGAGGAUGAUGAUGACAAAGGAUUGGAGAGCUCUAGCAAGAGGAAGAAGAUUGGGGCAUCCCCUGAUGGUGAGCAGGAAAGAUUUUUUUAAAAAUAAUUUUUACACUUAUAAAUUAAAGUGAAAAUGUGAAAACUGCAGUCAAGUUCAGAUAUCCCUUUUGUAGCAGUCACUUACUCCAGUGCCUCCACCAUCACCUGUUACCUAUAGCUGAAUGUUGAAUACAUUAAAAUGAGCAACAAGAGCCAUAGACCAUUCAUUUAUCUUUGUUUUGAGCUAUUCUUUCCCCACUCACUCCACUUAUUCCCUCGCUCUCUCCUGAGGUCCUUAUUCCAAAGGCACACAUGAUAUUCAUGCACAGAAAAUUAUGCACAGACAUAACUGCCCACACCGAAAAAUACACACAUUGCAAAUUCCGCACACUGACAAUUGUGGACACAGAUGAUGACACUGAGAUUUUAUUUUAAGCAAAAUAUUUAGUUAAAAUGAUUCAGUUCAGUUUGAUAUCAGAAUAAACGGAAACUUUGGAAGAAUGAAAGGAAAUGUAUAAAUAAGUGAGACAAUAUGAUAAGAAAUGCAUUUAUAACAAUUUUUUUUUAAAUUUAUAUGCUGAAAUAUUUACUUAUAUAACUGAAAAUUUUUUUGAAAACAAGUUUCUUGGGCCCAUUGUCCUGUAUUUAUUAAUUUGUGUAAGAAAAAUAUAUUCAACAAAUCUGUUGCAAAAUAAAAGUUUGAAUAGGUCUAGAAUGAGUUUAGAAAUUUCAUUAAAUCCUCCCUUGUUUUCACACAAGGUAGCUGGAUGCCUUGCAAGUUGUACCCUGCCUCUCUUAACUCUAAAUUGUGGAAAUAAAAUUCCAUUUUUUUAGCCUCACAAUCAUCAUUCAUAGUAUUCAUAACCAUAGAUUCUGUUUUUAAACAAAAAAAUUACUUGAGUGCAUUGUUACGCAAAUAGUACGUAAAAAAGGUAGGACUAAAUAAUUUUCAUUGAAAAAAACUAAGGAACACAUCUGAAUGCUUACAAAAUAAAUUAUAAUAGUAAUAGCCUUGAAUUCUGCAUAGUUUAUAUUAUGAUUGCUUGACUGAGUUUACCAAAAGAAAAACUAUAUUAAUAAUAUAAGGAGUAUAGGCUAUUGGCAUUGUUCUGUGCAAACGCAAAUUUGACCAUGCUAAAACACGUCUGAGAGAGCUGCAUUGGCUGCCGGCCCGCGCUCGCAUAGAGUAAAAAAAUUGAAACUCUGUGCUACCGCUGCUUGCAUGACCUGGCGCCGUCCUAUUUCAAAGCGUUCAUGACACCUUAAUGUACCUACUAGAUCACUCCGUACAUCCAAUAGUGGUAAACUCUGGAUACCCCGUAUCCGCCUUGAGACCUACGGAAGGUGCACUUUUGCUGGCCCAAGAACCUGUGAGCCCUUCCUGUCGCUCUCAGAAACAGCCAGACACUGCAGUCUUUCAAAACUAAGUUGAAAACUCAUCUUUUUCGCACUCAUCUGCUGGGGUGAUGUAGUCUACCUCCUUGUUUCCAGCUCGCUCAUAUUCCUCGAUGUGGAAAAUAUAAAUUGUCAUAAAUGUUGACUUUGUAUCGCACUUUGAGCCUUAAUUUGGGAUGAAGCGUGUUUUUGAAAUGAACUUUAUUAUUAUUAGUAUUAUCUGUAGGCUAUAAUCGGCCGCUAAAAAAUAAAACUUAAUAAAAGUAAAACAAAUAAAUCAGACAAUACAUCUUUAAUUUUACGUCGUUUUGCUGAUUAUGAUUAUGACAAUAAGUGAAAUAUUAAUCUCUAAAAUGGUAUUACACUCUAAUGUUGUCAUUUUCUUCAUCAGAAAUAUCCUUUAAAGGAGAAUUACUAUCUAUUUUAAAAAACUUUUUGGUAGAGUUUUAAAACUUAUCAGAUAUGAGGUUUCCCAUUCUUUAAUAUUUUGUCUUUAAAAUGAUUAUUUGCAGCCUUUCAUAAUUGCAAACUUGUCUAUUAUGAUAACCAACUUCAUUCUUUCAGCUCUUUAAAUUUACAUUGUAAAAUUACAUUGUGUGCACUUGUCAGUAUUCUCAGUUGUCAAUGUUCACUAUUGUCUGCGUGUACAAUUUUAGUUGUACACAUUUCUUGACGUGGAUAGUUUUUGUGUCUACAAUUGUGUCUGCUGAGAUUUCUAUGCGCAUUUAACAUGUGCGAUUUUGUCACGUUACCAAUCUUUAGUUUAAAAAAAUGUUAUUUGUUGAGCACAGAAGUAAAAAUGUCUUUGCAAACCAUUUGUGUAAGUAAUUAAAUUUAAUUUAUGAUUUGUUUAAUAUCAUUUUUACAUACUAUUUUGCUCUGCUAAAUUUCUGCUUGUACGUUGUCAGGUUUGUCACGGCGUGUACAUGUUAUAGACAACACUAGUGUCAAGUUUCAACAAAACUCCUACCACCACAUGUUUGUGAAAAACACAGGACUUGUUAUGAAUAAACGAGGUCGAAUAGCGCGCACAAAUGCUGUGAGUAUUUCAUGAGUCGGCCAUUUACAUGAAGGACUCAUUACAACACAUUGUUUUGUUCUUAUAAAAUAAAUAUAUCAUGUCUCUAAAGUCAGAUUAAUAAAUAAAUAAAUCUUUUUUUUUUUUAAAGAAAUAUGUGAAUGAACUGAAAUUCUUAUGACAUUCAUCAAAUCUUACAUGUUGUAAAUUAUUAUUUUCUAGUUAAAGCUCUAUCUCAAUAACAAAAAUCAAUUUUGGUUUUUGCAAUGCGCAUAUAUUACUUUUUUUUUUUUGUGUUUUUUUUUUAAAGAAUCGAGGUGUGGCAUACAUUUUUAUAUUAUGUAGAAAUCAGACUUUUUAUGAUAUCAUUUUGUGAAAUUACAUGAAGCCUUGAUUUUGAUUAAAGUCAUUAAAGCAAUGGCUUAGUUCAAAAAGAAAUAUUCUCCUUGCCAUCAGGAACCAUACGUUUUAGUUACACUGUUAAUUACAUCGAGCUCUAAUUGUUUACUAUUUUUAAAACCGAUUUCAGAGCCACAAGAAGGUAACACAGAAGAAGUACAAGAACAUGCUGAACUGGACCGAGCCGUGGUUGACCAGAAAUGUCUCACAAACUCAAGCUGAAGACUGUCGAAAGUGGCUGAUGGGUUUGGCCACAGAGAGCAGAUCCAACAAUACAUCUGUUUUAGAAAUUGAACAGUACGACAAAACACCUUACAGGUUAUUCAGAAAAUAUUCCGUGGAUUGGGUGGCCCCUGGUUCAGGACGAACAUCGCCGGCCUCAAACAAUAAUUAAUUGUCAGCCUAUAUCAUCUGAUCCGGAAUGUUGAUUUGUAAAUGAUAAAAACAUAUUUUAAUAUAAAAUAGUUAUACUGUAAAUUAUUAUUUGUCUAUGGAGUCAAUUACAUUGCCCGAAUGUACUCAGUUUACUUUGUAAUGACCUGAAUUUUGCACCAUAACUGGUGAUGUCAAAUAUUUAAUAUUUAUGAAGUCAAUUUGGUCCCAUUAGCAGACUGCAAAAAAAAUAAAUAGACAGCUAAUAGUUCAAGUCCCAAGGAUCAAUUAACUCCCAAUUCCUAUUUUGAAAUUUAAUGGUCCCCAACACCCCCCACCCCCCUUCCCAAUCAGUUGUUGAUUUAAAUCAAAUGACUGACGCAAAAAAAAAGUUGUGCACCAAAUUGGCUUCCGGUGGCUCAUAGAUCAACUCCACUGUUGUUGCAUUAACACUGUACUUAUUGGUCUGAUUUUUUUCUUUUUUAUUGUAAAUAUUUGAAAAUUAUGUUAGUCCAUUUAUGAAUGAAUAACAAAAUGCUAUUAGGAGCAACUGUAUGUACAAAAAAAAUUCUCAUUGCUUCUGUUUAAAUUUUGUUAACGCCACAUCCUCUUCAAAAAAAACAUUAUAGAAUUUUGUUUAUUUCACUAAAAUUUUAAAUAUCCAUUUGUUUAUAUGCGCCCUGGUCUGUAGUGUUACAAUAUAAGUGCAUUUUAUAUACAAAGUAUCAUAUAAAUUCAGCUGUUUCGGUUAAACUGUUAAAUUCUUUGUUGUUUAGAAUGUACAAAAAUUAUAAAUAUUGUGAAUUUCAAAAAGUCUUAUGUAAAGAUGUCAACAUGAAAGUAAUAUUUCCACAUACACUAUAUAUAAAGCUUUUUGUGUC